GGCAGGAAAUUCUCUGGGCUCCACUAGUCCCCCUCAACAUGUUGGCGGGUCAAGUUUUGUUCCUUUUAGGAGCGGUUGCUCUGAGCGGUCUGAGCCCAGUAAAUGGAGCGGUCAGCCUAACUGUCGACGGCCUUAAAGCCACCAUCAAGAACGACUAUUUGGAGCUGAAUUUCAACAGUCAGGCCACCAUCUCGACUGUGAAUGUUCAGGGGACUAACUUGGCAGCAAGUGGAGUCAAAACCUUCUACUUGGACUGGAACAGUAAUGGCCAAGGCGUGUUCAGCCCAUCCAGCAUCCACAUAGUGGAGCAGACCAGCAGCAGGGUGCACUUCUAUUGGCUGCAGGAAAACAUCGACAAUGUGUUCUCAAUCCAGCUCCACUAUGUCAUGGAGGACGAUAUUAGUGGAAUUUACAGUUACGCCAAAUACAUCAACGACAAAAGCUACACGGUCUCCUUGGGAGAGACUCGAAUGGUCUACAGAUUCAAUGCCGCCAUCCUCACCCAAGGCACCAACCAGGUGCGCUCUGGUACUACCCCCACUACUGUAGACUUGAACCAAUGCACUACCGUCCAGGACUCCACCUGGGAAUAUCCCAACGGCACUUAUUACAGCAAGUACGACUACGCAGCGUACAUCAGGCAGAUUAACUACCAGGGGGUUUAUGGUAAUGGGUUUGGAGCCUUCGUGGUCUCACCCAGCAGGGAAUACCAUGGUGGUGGACCAUUGAAGCAAGACUUGACUGUCCAUCAGGAAUGUUUGGUGGCCAACUACUUCGUGAGUGGUCACUUUGGAACGCCCGAAGUCACUGCUGAGCCGGGCUGGACUCACAUCUAUGGGCCUUUCUUGCUCUACUUCCCUACUGGAAACGAUGGAAGCAUCGUUUCCGCUGUGGAAAAUCAAGUGGCGGCUGAACAAGCCAAAUGGCCUUACAGCUUUGUGAAUGACGACGAAUAUCCAUAUUACAGAGGUCAAGUGAGCGGAACUGUUUCCGGGCAGAAGAGCGCCACAGUGGUUCUGUGGGACUCAACUGGUGAAGAAUUCGACCAGCAGCAACUGGGGUAUCUGUACGCUGCCGAAACGGACUCCAAAGGCUACUAUGCGAUCAGCAAUGUGCGUCCUGGCAGCUACAGAAUCGCCGCCUAUCCAACAGCCGGCUUGGGAAGCGAUAGUCUGGAUGAAUCAACAGUUACAGUAACUGCAGGCGGCCGAGAGCACGUAGCUCUUACCUUGACGGAGCCCAGCAACAUCAUUUGGUCUUUGGGCGAAGCCAACCGACUUUCCAGCGAGUUUAAGUACUCGGACCAACCGCGCAACUACCAAUGGGAAUGGGUGCCGCCCACUGAGAACACUUUUGUUGUUGGCUCAAGCAACCCCAAAGAGGACUGGUACUACGCUCAAUCUCAGACUGGAUCGUGGUACAUCAAGUAUCAAGACGCGCCCGAUGGAAACUCCAGGACGUUGCGAGUCGCCAUAGCAGCAUCCAGCAAGUCCCAUCUGCAGGUCUUAGUGAAUGGACACCGAGUGGGAGACAACUACUACGAUAAUGACCAUGCAAUCUACAGAAGUGCCAUGCAAAGUGGCCAGUACACUUCAAAUGUUUUUACCGUCACCAAUGCUCAGGUAGUCGACGGGGAAAACACCAUUGAGUUCCAUAUCAGUAUUGGACAGAUUAUGUACGAUACGAUCAGCUUGCAAAGGGGUUGAUUGAUGGAAAUAAAUGUUUUUUGAUUGA
Molecule: messenger RNA, 1734 nt
Organism: Dendroctonus ponderosae (mountain pine beetle)
Lineage: Eukaryota; Metazoa; Arthropoda; Insecta; Coleoptera; Curculionidae
Product: rhamnogalacturonate lyase
Exons: 7
Coding region: 39-1706 (555 amino acids)
Biological process (GO): carbohydrate metabolic process
Molecular function (GO): carbohydrate binding; catalytic activity
Source: RefSeq, a predicted model, not a curated record